Amaranthus tricolor (Joseph's coat) is the source of this 6145-nucleotide messenger RNA. Its product is annotated as sister chromatid cohesion protein PDS5 homolog A. The coding region runs from base 274 to 5232 and encodes 1652 amino acids. The transcript is spliced from 34 exons. Gene Ontology annotation, biological process: mitotic sister chromatid cohesion; DNA repair. NCBI's taxonomy places the organism in Eukaryota, Viridiplantae, Streptophyta, Magnoliopsida, Caryophyllales, Amaranthaceae. The record is from RefSeq and is a predicted model, not a curated record. Gene Ontology annotation, cellular component: nucleus; chromatin.
GCUCUGACUUCACUAGUCUACCCUUGUUUUAAAAAAAGUCCAAACCUUGAGCUGUGAGUCCUUUCUGUCCCAAAUCGAAACUCAAAAGAUAGGAAAAAAAACCCUCGUCACUUCACCAGAAAUACCCAGAUGCUGAGCUUCUUCUGACUUCUGAGCUUAGGUUAGGUAGUUUAGCUUAAACCAAAUUAAGUUUGGGUAUUUUUUCAUUCUUCUGUAAAAACCCAGAAGGAGACAUAGAAAUUUUAGACAGAAAGUUGAAAUUUGAGACCGAAAAUGGCGCUUAAGCUGCAGCACCAGCUGAAGGAGCUGGGAUCCAAGUUGGAAGCUUUUCCUUCUUCUAAAGAUUCCCUUCUUAAGCUUUUAAAGCAAGCUAUUACAGUUCUCUCUGAUUUGGAGCAAUCUCCACCUACAUCAAUUUUGGAUUCAAUGCAACCCUUCUUGAAGGCCAUUGUUAGACCAAAGCUACUUAAACAUCAAGAUAAGGAUGUUAAACUCCUAGUUGCUGCUUGUCUUUGUGAAAUCACUCGUAUUACUGCACCCGAAGCACCGUACAGUGAUGAAAUUUUGAAGGAUGUUUUUGAAUUGAUUGUUUUUACAUUUAGAGGACUUAGUGAGACAAGUGGACCAUCAUUUGGAAGGAGAGUAAUAAUCUUGGAGACCCUUGCGAGAUACAGAUCAUGUGUUGUGAUGUUAGAUCUUGAUUGCGAUGAUCUAGUAAGUGAGCUUUUCAGGACAUUUCUCGCUGUUGCAAGGGAUGAUCACCCGGAAAAUGUUUUAUCAUCAAUGAGAACUAUCAUGAAUGUUCUUCUCGAUGAAAGUGAGGAUAUUCAUGAAGACUUGCUUCUUAUAUUGCUCUCUACCCUAGGGAAAAAUAAAAAGGAUGUUACAGAUGCUGGGAGGAAACUUGCCAUGGAUGUGAUAGAACAUUGUGCGGCUAUACUCGAACCUGCUGUGAAACAAUUUCUUAUAUCUUCAAUGACUGGAGAAAAUUCUACGAGUUGUGAAGUUGACUACCAUGAAGUUAUUUACAAUUUAUACCGCUGUUCUCCUCAAAUUCUGUUGGGAAUUGUUCCUUACCUGACAGGAGAGCUACUGAAUGACCAGUCAGAAGCUCGUCUAAGAGCGGUUAAUCUGGUGGGCAAGCUUUUCGCACUCUCAGACUCCGCUAUUUCUGAAGCAUUUCAAUCCGUAUUUGGGGAGUUCUUGAAGAGGUUAACAGAUAGAGUAAUUGAGGUUCGGAUGUCUGCCCUUGACUAUGUUAAACAAUGUCUUCUUUCAAAUCCCUUGAGACCCGAGGCUGCUCAAAUAUUUGCUUCCCUAUGCGAUCGGCUCUUGGACUAUGAUGAAAAUGUGCGGAAGCUAGUUGUUGCUGCGGUAUGCGAUGUAGCUUGUUGUAAUCUGGAUUCUGUUCCAGUUGAAACUGCAAAACUAGUCGCAGAGCGUCUUCGUGACAAAUCCUUACUUGUAAAGAAAUAUACCCUUGAUCGAUUAGCUGAGAUAUACCGGCUUUACUGCUUGAAGCGGAAAAAUGGCUGCACUAAAGAAUAUGACUGGAUACCUGGAAAGAUUUUGAGGUGCUUCUAUGACAAAGAUUUUCGGUCAGAUGCAAUUGAAUCCAUUCUAUGCGGAUCACUGUUCCCAGCUGAGUUUUCUGUCAAGGACAUAGUUGAACAUUGGAUACAAAUAUUUUCAGGCCUGGACAAAGUUGAGGUCAAGGCGCUAGAAAAGAUGCUGGAACAGAAACAAAGGUUGCAACAAGAAAUGCAGAAAUAUCUGUCUCUGAAGCAAACUUAUAAGGAUGCUGAUGUGAUUGAUUAUCAGAAAAAAGUUAUUGUUUUAUUCCGGGUUAUGUCAAGGUUUUUUGUUGAUCCUUCAAAGGCCGAGGAAGGAUUUUCAACUCUUGAUCAGCUUAAAGAUGCAAACGUUUGGAAAAUUUUUCCGGUCUUACUUGAUCCGAAUACUGGCUUCCAGCAAGCUCGUGCAAGUCAGGAUGAUCUUUUUAAGAUUCUGGGUGAAAAACAUCGGAUCUUUGAUUUCGUGAAUGUACUUUCAGUGAAGUGCUCGUACAUGCUUUUUAGCAAGGAACAUGUCAAAGAAUUCAUGCUGGAACUUGCAACUCAAAAAGCUGCUGAAAAUACAGAGAAAUGUUUGUCAUGUGUAAACAUGCUGGUGAUCCUGGCAAGCUAUGGUUCACAAUUAUUUGUUGGAAGUGAAGAGGAUUUGCUAAUUCUCCUUAAAGAUGAUAAUGAAAUCGUCAAAGAAGGCAUUCUGCAUGUUCUAGCAAGGGCUGGUGGAACCAUUAGAGAGCAGCUCGCAUCGUCAUCUAGUUCCGUAGAUCUUAUACUUGAAAGGUUGUGUUUAGAAGGAACACGAAGGCAGGCCAAGUAUGCUGUACAUGCUCUUGCGGCAAUAACUAAAGAUGAUGGACUUCGUUCACUCUCUGUUCUAUACAAGAGGCUGGUUGAUAUGUUGGAUGAGAAGGCACAUUUGCCUACUAUACUGCAGUCACUUGGGUGUAUAGCACAAACUGCAAUGGCUGUCUUUGAAACUAGAGAAAGUGAAAUAAUAGAAUUCAUUAAAAGCAAAAUUUUGCAAUGCAGUAAUAAAGGACAAGAUAAACCGAAAGCACGGUGGCGUGAUAGAAGUGAACUUUGUCUUUUAAAGAUUUAUGGUAUUAAAACACUGGUCAAGAGCUACCUACCCGUUAAAGAUGCUCAUCUUCGAGGUGGAAUCGAUGAUCUCAUAGAAAUUCUUAGAAAUAUGCUUUCCUUUGGAGAUUUUUCAAAAGAAUUAGAAUCAAGUUCUGUGGAUAAGGCUCACUUGAAGCUUGCUUCUGCCAAAUCCAUCCUUCGCCUGUCAAGAUGUUGGGAUACUAGUAUACCCGUUGACGUCUUCCAUUUAGCUUUAACGACAGUUGAGAUAAAUUUCCGUCAAGCUAGGAAAUUGUUCCUCAGCAAAGUUCAUCAGUACAUCAAGGAUCGCAUUUUGGAUCCAAAAUAUGCAUGUGCUUUUCUAAUGGAUAUUUUUUCUUCCAAACAUGCAGCAAUAGAUGAGGACAAACGUAAUCUUGGUGAAGUUAUACAGAUGUGUCGUCAAAUAAGAGCCCGGCAGCUUUCCAUGCAAUCUGAUACAAAUUCUCUCAUGCUUUAUCCAGAAUAUCUAGUACCUUACCUGGUGCAUGCUCUAGCACAUCACACUAUGUGCCCUACUUUUGAUAAAGGCAUGGAUGUUAAAGUGUUGGAACCUAUUUCUCGGGUUCUCUAUAUGUUAUUGUCAAUGGUUUUUCGUGAUGAUGAAGAUAUGAUUCCGGAAACUAAUGGCAUUGAUAAGGAAAAGGAACCUUUUCCUGUUGUAAUUUCUAUCUUGCGAUCUAUCAAGCGUUCAGAAGAUGUGGUUGAUCCAUUAAAAUCUAAGAAUUCACAUGCUAUUUCUGAACUUGGGCUGCUGGUGAUCAAGCGCUUUCAAAAAACCAGUGAUUUUCAAAGUAGCGAAGAAAUUUCUUUACCACCAAUGCUGUAUAAACCAAACGAAGCCAAAGAUGAAGCUAAUGCUGAGGCUGCUGAUGCGCAUUCGUGGAUGGCUGAUGAUUCUGUGUUAGCUCACUUUGAAUCGCUUACAUUCGAAGUGAAGGGAACUGUCCACUUUGAAAUUCCUCAAGAUGAGGUACUGGAAGAUGAGGAAACGGAAGGAAAUGAGAUUCCUCUGGGAAAACUAAUUAAAAAAAUCAAAUCCCAGAAAAAUAAAGCCAAGGCAAUUGAAGAAGGCCAUUCUUCACCUACUGAAGCGAAAAGUGAGGAUAUUUUGAAAGUGGUGAGGGAAAUUAAUUUGGAUAAUCUGGGAUCUACGAGUAAGAUAGAAGCAACCAAUGGCCAUGAUAAUCACUUGACUAACAAACCAGAAAUUAAAGAUGAACCAAGCAAAAAAAGGAAGGGGAAUGAUGCCAGAUUUGAUUCUACACCUAAGCGCCGAAGAUCAUCAUUAACUAGGAGUCCUUCCAAACUUUCUUCCUCUGCAGGUGCUGUUAAGACUCUUGCAAAAGUCAACUCCAAAAGUAUUUUCUCAAAGCAAGAAAAGGAGCCCAAAAAGUCAGAUUUGGGUGCAUCACCCGUCAAAGGAAAACGAAGCAGCAAGAGCCCCAAACAGGGUAAUGGCUUAGAGGGUCACAAAGUUGAAGAAAGUGAUAUCUCUGACCAGAAGAAGCCUAAAAUGGUCGAGGAUGACAAGGGUGAAAUUGUCAGUAAUGACAAGUCUUCUGCUGCUUCUUCCAAGAAAAGAAAAAGUAGAAGUGUUGCUGGCUUAGCAAAGUGCACGUCAAAUGAAGCUGAAGGUCAUACUACGGAUUUGGUUGAUUGCAAGAUAAAAGUUUGGUGGCCAAUGGAUAAGCGGUUUUAUGAAGGUAUUGUGAAAUCCUAUGAUCCUGAAAAGAAGAAGCAUGUGAUAUUGUAUGGUGAUGGGGAUGUGGAAGUGCUCCGUCUAGAUAAAGAACGCUGGGAGCUUAUUGAUAACGGACAUAGACCUAAAAAGAAGACAAAUACUACUAAGAGUCCCGCUAAGAUGAUAUCACCCAAGAAAAGUAAGAUUUCAGAUGAACCACAGCCAAAAAAGUUAGACAAGGGAUUACCCAACAAGAGAAGCAAGAUUUCUGGUGAAUCUAGACCAAGGACAUCGAACAAGAGAAUCAAGGGGAAAAGAGCUCAGAAGAAAACUUCGAGAACUGAUCUGAGCGACGGUCUAGAAGAAAAGGAAGCUAGUGCAUCAGAGGAUGUAGAGAACAGAUCUGAUGUAUCAAACGCUGAGCCAACUAUAUCAUCUGGAAGUGAUGGACAUGAGUCUGGUGAUGCUGAGCAGGAAUUGGAUGAUGCACCUGCAAGCCAGGCAUGUGAUGCAGAAGAAAAACCAGAUAUUGUUGGAAAGGAAGGAGACGGCAACGCUGCUCAGAACGACACAGAAGAAUCUGAUGAAGAAAAGUCCAGUCCCGAAAGUGGAGAAAAGUACGCUGGUCUAACUACUCCACAGGAUUCCCCCAUUUCCAAUGUGGAAAAAUUACAUGAAGUCAACAAAAUCGACAAACCUAGUGGACUCUCACAAGAGGAAUGCGAUGAAGGGAAGCAGAUAGAAGAGACCGAGAGAAAUCUCGAACCUCAUAAAAAUAGCACUUUGAAUGCUAACAAUACCGAUGAAGACGAGCCUCUUUGCACUUGGAAGAAGCGUGUAACCAAGUCGCACAAGUGAAACGAUGUUCGUUACCCGUCUCAGCUGCACUAACCUUCAGAAGAACAUAAUGGCAUUUACGAUGCACUACACCGAUGCAAUCCGUUCCAUUUGCUGCCAUUUUCAGAUCAGACCGAGAGGUUGGUCUGUGUUGAUGUGCUUAUCUGACUAUCGACUGUAGGAAAAAAUUUGUGGGUUAGCUGUACAGUAAUAGUCUGUUUGAUCAGUCAGUAACGUAGCAUGAAAAUCCUUUUGUCCAUGGCUAUGAAAUUAUUAGGGCAUUCAUCUUUUUUACUUGUACAUAUACGAUAUUGUAUACAGUGUUUUUUGUUCUGCAUUUCUGCUCCUGUCAUCCCUUUCAUUAUGCUUGAAAAUUAAAACUUUGAGUAGAAUUUGGCAUAGUGCUUUAUAAAAGGAUGGCAUAUUUUAUUAGGGCUUUCUGUUGCUAAAAAGUAUCCUUCCUUGUAAACUGGCAUAGGAGCAAGGCAUCUUUACAUGCUUUUACAUAUUUGAACUUUGACUGAAUAUUAUGGUUUUUUGCUAUGCACAAUUCUAACGGUUGUAUAUUUUUUUUGAUUCGGGAAUCGGGAAUACGCUAGAGAAUUUUAACAGGCAAGGGAAGAAAAUUAAUUAUUCUUAAUAGGUGGUGAGAAUUAAAUUUCUAUUACAAGGGUGAAAGGAAAAACUCUUGAUCAUCUAUCUGUAUUCUCUUUAUACUUGUCUAAGUUGUAUAGCUGUAUUGUAUAUAAAGGGUUUGAUUAAAUUUUCCAAUUUAGUAUUUACUAGAGAAUUUUUAUCCUAGAGAAUUUUUAUCCGUUAUUUGAUAAUAUAAAUGAUCAAUAUUUUCACAAUUAACUAAGGUUGUAUAUACGAUAAUAUUAGCGGAAAAUUUAGAUUUGAAUUUGUUUCGGUCACGAUGUGGGUCAUAUGAUAU